AUGAGAACCUCUUUUGGAAAGAAAGUUAAGAUUAACAAUUCAGUUGGUAAAAUGAUUGAACAGAAGACCUAAGAAUUAAAUUCACCUCCUCUUUCUACAUAGUAAUAUUAGGUGUAAUCAAAUGAUUUAUCCUGGCUAUCAAAUGAAAUAGAAUAAGAGGUUGACAAAAUUCUAAAAAUCGCAAAGCCCUAACCUCUUAAAAUAAAACAAAACCUAAUAUCAAGUGGAAAUGAUAUAAGAGAGGAAUUCUUUGUUAGUAAUAAUAAUACUAAAAGAAACUCUUGGGGUCUUGAUAACUAAUAAGAACUUGAAAAGAAUAUCAAUAAAGGGAAUCAUUGUUAGUUCUAAUGUGAAAUUCCAAUUUAAAAAAAAGGAUCUAAAAAUUAAGUUUAAUAGAGGGACAGCUUUGAUUAUAAUUCAAAUAAAAAUGAUAAUCAAGAUUUAUAAGAGAGAAAUUAUUUAUUUUAAGGGGAAAUUAGUUUUGCUGAAUGCAAGAAUAACGAGAAAAAAUAAAAAUAAAAAAAAAUUAAACAAUUUUUAGAUGCAAGCUUUUAAUUUUAAGAAUAAUAAAACAAUUCAUUUGAGGAAGGGAUUUUCAAAUUUCAUAAACAAAAGCCUAGUCAAUUGAAAGACAGAAUUUAUGAAGAUAUACCAUCUCCUUAAUUUUAUUAGGAAAAAACAAAAUAAAUCUAAAUGUCUUAGGAUUUGGAGAAACCUAACUUCAAUGCUAACUUAAAUUGGAAAAAAGGUAAGAAUAGGAGAGAAGCGAAGAAAUAUACAUAGUACCAAACCUAAGAAUUCAAACACUUAUCAUUAUCAAUACCAGGUUUUUAUGUUCAUGAAAAGGAAGGAGAACUAAAAAUUAAUAAACUCUAGAAGAUGUAAAACGAAAAAACAAAGUUUUUCCAACUAUUUGAAUUAACAAUCAAUCCAAUAACUUUUAUUGGUCCUCUGAAAUUGAGGUCCAAUUUGAAACUUUGUAUUAGAUUUAAAAAAGGUUAUACUGGAUAAGUCUUUUGCAAUUAAGACUAUACAGAAACCAUUCCAACAAAUUAGGAAGAUGGAAAAGUAUUAGAAAAUGAAAAACAAUUAUUUUUGGCUAACAAUAGUUCUCAUAUCACAAAAUUAGUAUGUUGUUUAAUAAAGAAAAUCUAGAAUUACAGGAAAUUAAAUUUAUGA
Paramecium tetraurelia is the source of this 1179-nucleotide messenger RNA. RefSeq lists its product as uncharacterized. The transcript is spliced from 4 exons. Lineage: Eukaryota; Ciliophora; Oligohymenophorea; Peniculida; Parameciidae. The record is from RefSeq and is a predicted model, not a curated record.